Phlebotomus argentipes is the source of this 3528-nucleotide messenger RNA. It is a transcript of the gene arm, whose product is annotated as armadillo segment polarity protein. Lineage: Eukaryota; Metazoa; Arthropoda; Insecta; Diptera; Psychodidae. Gene Ontology annotation, molecular function: protein phosphatase binding; transcription coactivator activity; alpha-catenin binding. Gene Ontology annotation, biological process: positive regulation of transcription by RNA polymerase II; cell adhesion. Gene Ontology annotation, cellular component: catenin complex; adherens junction. The transcript has 8 exons. The coding region runs from base 136 to 2580 and encodes 814 amino acids. The record is from RefSeq and is a predicted model, not a curated record.
GCAGUCUCAGUUGCAGCCAUUGUAAUUGAUUGUUGUGCUUUUUUGCUGUGAGUGUGAAAAUAAAUCAACUUCUCUGCACAUCUCCUGCAUAAUUUCCACACCAAUUGGUCAACGGUGUGAAAUCUUCGCCGUACCAUGAGCUAUCAGCAGCACAAUCGAACGAUGUCGCAUAACCAAUACAAUCCGCCGGACUUGCCGAUGGCGUCAGCCAAAGAGCAGACGUUGAUGUGGCAGCAGAACUCGUACAUGGCCGAUUCUGGCAUCCACUCGGGUGCCGUGACGCAAGUCCCAUCGCUCAGUGGCAAGGAAGAUGACGAGAUGGAUGGGGAUCCGCUGAUGUUUGAUCUGGAUCAGGGUUUCACGCAGAACUUCACCCAAGAUCAGGUGGAUGACAUCAAUCAACAGUUGAGUCAGACGCGAUCACAACGGGUGCGAGCUGCCAUGUUUCCGGAAACUCUGGAGGAAGGCAUUGAGAUUCCAUCGACACAGUUUGAUCCGCAACAGCCGACGGCGGUACAGCGCUUGUCCGAACCAUCGCAGAUGUUGAAACACGCCGUGGUGAACUUGAUUAACUAUCAAGAUGACGCCGAUCUGGCCACCAGAGCCAUUCCGGAGUUGAUCAAGUUGCUCAACGAUGAGGAUCAGGUGGUGGUGAGUCAGGCGGCAAUGAUGGUACAUCAGUUGUCAAAGAAGGAAGCCUCCAGGCAUGCCAUCAUGAAUAGCCCGCAAAUGGUGGCGGCUCUCGUGCGUGCCAUUUCUAACAGCAACGACUUGGAGACAACUAAAGGCGCCGUGGGGACGCUGCACAAUUUGUCCCAUCAUCGCCAGGGUCUAUUGGCCAUAUUCAAGAGUGGUGGAAUUCCGGCACUGGUGAAAUUGCUCUCAUCCCCCGUUGAAUCUGUGCUCUUCUAUGCGAUUACGACACUCCACAAUUUGUUGCUGCAUCAGGACGGUUCCAAAAUGGCAGUGAGACUUGCAGGUGGACUGCAGAAGAUGGUAGCGCUCUUGCAGCGCAACAAUGUCAAAUUUUUGGCGAUCGUCACUGACUGUCUGCAAAUUUUGGCGUACGGUAAUCAAGAGAGCAAACUCAUCAUUCUGGCCUCCACGGGUCCCAUUGAAUUGGUGCGCAUUAUGCGCUCGUAUGAUUAUGAGAAGCUGUUGUGGACAACAUCACGCGUGCUCAAAGUGUUGUCCGUUUGCUCGAGCAAUAAGCCAGCAAUUGUUGAUGCUGGCGGAAUGCAGGCACUGGCGAUGCAUCUGGGCAAUCCGUCGCAGCGUCUCGUGCAGAACUGCCUCUGGACGCUGAGAAAUCUGUCGGAUGCCGCAACAAAGGUGGAUGGACUGGAUGGACUGCUGCAGUCACUGGUGCAGGUAUUGGCGUCCACAGAUGUGAAUGUGGUAACAUGCGCCGCUGGCAUCUUGUCCAAUUUGACGUGCAACAACCAGAGGAACAAGAUCACGGUGUGUCAAGUGGGCGGAGUGGACGCUUUGGUACGCACAAUCUUCAAUGCUGGUGACCGAGAGGAGAUCACAGAGCCGGCCGUUUGUGCUCUGCGUCAUCUCACAUCGCGCCAUGUGGAGAGCGAGGCGGCCCAGAAUGCUGUGCGCAUCAAUCAUGGGCUUCCUAUUAUUGUGAAGCUCCUUCAUCCGCCCAGUCGCUGGCCACUCAUCAAGGCGGUGAUCGGGCUGAUUAGGAAUCUCGCGCUCUGCUCAGCCAAUCAUGCUCCGCUGAGGGAGCACGGCGCCAUUCAUCACCUUGUUAGGCUUCUCAUGAGAGCCUUCCAGGAUACACAGAGGCAACGAAACUCAGUGGCCAGCACAGGGUCACAGCAGCCGGGCGCUUAUGCCGAUGGCGUCCGGAUGGAGGAGAUUGUAGAGGGAACUGUCGGGGCGCUGCACAUUCUCGCCAGAGAGUCCCAUAAUCGCGCCCUUAUUCGCCAACAGGCCGUCAUUCCCAUCUUUGUGCAACUCCUUUUCAACGAGAUUGAGAAUAUUCAGCGUGUUGCUGCUGGAGUUCUCUGCGAACUGGCAGCCGACAAGGAGGGUGCCGAGAUGAUAGAACAGGAGGGCGCCACAGCGCCCCUUACUGAGCUCCUUCAUUCGCGCAAUGAAGGUGUGGCCACAUAUGCGGCCGCUGUGCUCUUCCGCAUGAGUGAGGACAAGCCUCAAGACUACAAGAAGCGUCUCUCCAUGGAGCUGACAAAUUCGCUCCUGCGAGAUGAGAACAAUAUGUGGAACAAUGCCGAACUAGGCAUGGGACCGGAUUUGCAGGACAUGCUGGGUCCCGAUCAAGCCUAUGAAGGCCUCUAUGGACAGGGUCCUCCGAGUGUUCACAGUUCUCACGGUGGACGAGCUUAUCAGCAAGGCUACGACACUCUCCCGAUAGAUUCGAUGCAGGGACUGGAGAUUGGUGGCGGGAUUGGGCCUCCGGGCGCCAAUCCGACGUCGCCCUACUGCAUGGACAUGGACGUGGGUGAGAUGGGGGCGGGAGAGCUGUCCUUUGAGCACCUUGAAGCUAUGCCAUCGCCGCCACAGGCCGCCGACAACCAGGCCGCCGCCUGGUAUGACACGGAUCUGUGAAAAAGGUGCAAAAAUGUCCCAUCUUUCGACAAUUAUUUUAUUCCCUCGAUACAUUAUACACACAUUUACACAUUUUUUAUACAUCUUUUUUGUUAGACGAUAAGACGAGAGAUUUUUUAGCAAUUUCUCAUUUUAUAUUUUUCGAAACAACAAUGAUUGAGCAAUUGGAUAAAUGUCCGUAAUUGAAAGGGUAUUUUUUCGCUAUUUAAGUUUGAUGAGAAGAUUUUAUAGUGGGAGGUGAAGUUAUAUAAAAAAAAAAUAAUGGAAAAUAACAGGGUGAACUACAAGAGUAAAAGAAAUUUUUAAAAAUUGAAUUAAUACAUGAACAAUUAUAACUGACGAAUGAAUUUGUAGGCGAGAAGCAGUAAAUCCGCACUGAAUUCAUUUCAUUUAACUUUACAGAAUUACAGUAUUGCUCUACAAUGUAAGUGUUUGUAGGAUUAAGUACCUAAAUAUAAGUGGAAAAUAUAGCUGAAAAAAUACAUUGUAGACCCAUCAUGAAGUUUAAAUGUUGGUAUAGUGAAACUUUCAAUCUACUUACAAGAGAUGAAUUUCUACGGUAAGAUGAGAAAUGUAGCUGAGAGAAACAGGAUCUUUAGCAACUAAACUAUAAGGAUUGUUCACAUGUCGCCGUUGAGCGUCGAGCGUAAGAAUUUCCCAUUUUGGCCAAAUGAGCGCAAGGAUAAACUAAUAUAAUGUGAGUGUUUUUGGCACAUUUAAAGUAAAAUACAAAAGUAUGCAGACGAUGAAUUAGUUAAUGAAAUAGACGGAUAAUCUUUUUCUUUACAAAAAAAAAUACCCUAUUAAAUUAUUUCUAAGGACAUUUCUUAAGAGAUAGACUUUAGUUGGACGCGCAUGCGUGCACAAAUCAAACCAUCUUGUAAUGAUUCAGUGAGAAAAUUCUCGAUUUAAGCAGCACAAUUUUAAUAAAUAUUAUAUAAAGAGUAA